CAGACUAGUUGUUUGAAUUUUCAAAGCAAGAUUUGCUUUUUUCCUUUUUAUAUUAAGGAGGAUUCACAUCUAGAUUACUUCUAUAACAAGUAUUUUCUGUGUCAGUUUCGCCAUCAAUUUUUUGAUUGCUCAAUGACUGGUCAGUGUUGAAGUAUUUUAAUGGUUUAGUUUUAAUUAGUUUACUCUUUCUUUUUGUGUUUUUAUAGUCAGGAGGAAUUAAUGCAGAAAUUAUAAGAUGAAGAGAAUAGAGUUAAUUUCCUUAGUAAUGCCUUGCCUGAUUAAAUUAAACAAACGUCCUUAGUUAUAUAAAUCUCCUUUCUCUGCCACUCACACUUGAGGUUGAGCAUGGCAACCCCAAAACUUGCAUUAUUUUGGCUCCUCCUGCAAUUCCUGGCCCUUGCUUUCUCUUUUUUUCCUCAUGCUUGCACUGCUCGAAGCAUAAACAAGCCUUGUGGAUUUCCUUUGUGUGGAAACCUUAACAUCAGUUACCCUUUUCGAUUAAAAACCCAGCCUCGUAGGUGUGGUCGUAAGGGAUUUGAGCUGGUGUGCGACAAUAACCGCGCCAUUUUCCCUAUGGAACGUGGGAGUUUCUAUGUCAAACACAUCUCUUAUGAUAACCAAACUAUUCAUCUUGUAGAUGUGAAUCUUGACAUAGAUAGGUGCUCUCUUCCUCUCAGUUCCCUUCCUUCCGGUGUCUCUAUAAGUAGAAAAUUCCUUGGAAUAACAUCUGAUACAUAUCUUCAUCCUGAGUCUGAGUUCGAGUUCGAUACAUAUACAUAUGAAGAGAUGUUUGUCAUGAAUUGCAGUAUGAAGAUAAACAAAUCUUGGUGUGGGGCUAAUUACAUAAAUGCUUCUCGUUGCUCUUCCUUUCCACCAACUAAUAUUAAUUACUUCUAUUUUUUGGAUGGAGGAACUGCAUCUUCUGCUUUUCAUCCCUCUUGCACUGUUGAAGCCCUGGUUCCGAUCGGGCUUCAUAACAUCAGUGGCCUCUCUACUUUUGAUAUAUACCAAAAGCUGAUGAUUGGUGCCCCAAUUUCAUGGAGUGUCGAUCAUGGCCCUCUGGAUUGGAGCUCAAUUGUUAACGUACUGAAAUCAUUGUACUGGCUGCUAGUGAUUGGGCUUCUUCUAUAUGUACAAAGCAUGUGGUCUCUUAUUCUCCCAGCCUCAGCCACAGCCUCAGCCUCAAACCUUAUUAUUCCACUCGGUGAAGAUAUGUAAGAAGAAAAUGUGAAACAAAGAAUGAAUGGGAUUGGAGUGUUGUAGUGAAGUCAACCUCCCAAUUGUAAAGGUUUGAUUGGAUGAACUACAAAAUUGAAUACUUGUUAUCCGUCCAUUUAAGUUGUAAUGUUUGAUUGGGCCUACCUCUACAAAUAUAUGA
Gossypium arboreum is the source of this 1378-nucleotide messenger RNA. RefSeq lists its product as uncharacterized. The record is from RefSeq and is a predicted model, not a curated record. Bases 346 to 1218 code for a protein of 290 amino acids. The transcript is spliced from 3 exons. Gene Ontology annotation, molecular function: polysaccharide binding. Lineage: Eukaryota; Viridiplantae; Streptophyta; Magnoliopsida; Malvales; Malvaceae.